AUGUCAUCCCCAUCUAAUAAUACGAAUUACCAACAGCAAAGUGCUCUGCCUAAUCUUCCAACUGAGAUUCUACUUGAGAUUCUCGACAAGGAUUAUCUGGAAUGGAAGGACUACUACAACCUUCGCCGUACAUCAUCUCGCCUAUCCCACCUUGCUCGCGAGCCCAUGUACCAGGGAGGAGACUAUUGCGUCUUUCGAAUGGCUUGCUUUCGUGGUGAUCUUGAUACGCUAGCUAUUUGUGCUCAGCAUGGCGCCGUGCCGACCCAGUGCAGUCGGAAGAGCCUGUCCGAUGGUCCUUUGGGUCUCAUUGAGCCGGGAUACGGCCUGUACCGACGCAAUACGGAAGACGACUACCAGGAGUGUUGGCAUUGGAAUAUCUGGGGCGACGGAUUUCACGGACCCGGCGACGUUGUUACACUAGGAUUCUAUGAAGGUAACUUUUCUGCAGAGAGAUUCAUCGAGGUUUGGCAAUGGCUGUCGGACCAGGGGUGUGAGCUCUUCACUUUUAUGAAGCUACCCUCUCUGGUCCGCAUGGGCUUUCCUUGCUUCUCGUUUGCUCUUCUAUCUAUGCUUCCGACCGCUACUGACAAAGCACAUCAUCAAGGUAUCUGCGACGUCAUCCAUUUCCUCUACAGUAAGGGUUUGAGAAUCCCUCAUCCGGACAGGAGACUUUGGAGGAGAGGAACGUGGCCAGCUUAUUUUCCUUUAGCCAGGGAUAAUCGCCCAAACAUGCUGCAGGCUCUGCUGCAGACUAAUUGCCCACCCUCCAUUCUCGAGCUCUACUUGAGACAGGUCAACGAUGAGGGCCUCGUUUUCGAUCAUUCGGAAGCAUGGGAUCCAUACUUCAAGGGAUUGGAAACUAUCUCGCAACUUCUCUCCAUCUUGUUCGAUGACAUGUUCGCUCCCUGGAUCUACAAGGGUGACAGUACCCGUAGUAUGAGCGAUGAUCUCCAAGCAAAGAUCUGCUUACUGACUCAACAUCAGGGCGCCAAUGCUUUUGAGCUGUACAUGCUUCGGGACAUUCUCGCAGCUUUGCGAAAGAUUGAUGCCAGAAAGGAAAGCCAAGGUGGUCUUGACUUUGAGCGUGAUGGAGUAUGGUGCUGGUAUGAACUAUGCAUGGCAGUUAGCUAUAUCUCUGAUGAGGAUGUUCGAAAGCGAACAGUGGAUCUUCACUUCACCAGUCCUGGAGACGUACAGAUGAUUCACCCCUACCUCAGUAGAAGGUGGUUCCCUCCCAGCGAACUGGCGCAUGCGAGGAGAACGGUCCUUGAGAAGAGAGCUCUUGAGUCUGGGCAAAAGACCGAAGAUAUUGAGCUACAUGGGCAGAGACCAUCCACACAAAACGGUUGUGUAAAACGCCCUGAAGUUCCCUACAAAGAUAACCAGUAA
Fusarium oxysporum Fo47 is the source of this 1389-nucleotide messenger RNA. Its product is annotated as F-box protein. The record is from RefSeq and is a predicted model, not a curated record. Bases 1 to 1389 code for a protein of 462 amino acids. Lineage: Eukaryota; Fungi; Ascomycota; Sordariomycetes; Hypocreales; Nectriaceae. Gene Ontology annotation, molecular function: protein binding. The transcript is spliced from 2 exons.